Molecule: messenger RNA, 3287 nt
Organism: Actinia tenebrosa (Australian red waratah sea anemone)
Lineage: Eukaryota; Metazoa; Cnidaria; Anthozoa; Actiniaria; Actiniidae
Product: vacuolar protein sorting-associated protein 33B
Biological process (GO): vesicle-mediated transport
Source: RefSeq, a predicted model, not a curated record
CCAGUCAUCCAAGAUGGCCACUGGGACUGGAUCUUUACCAAAUUUUAGCUUCUUGAAAAAUAUUGUAAGGGACCAGUUAACAGACGUCCUAGAAUCGUUUCCAGGGAAGAAAGAUCUUGUCAUUGAUCCAAAGUUAAUGAAACCGCUAGACCAUGUAGCUGGUGCAACAUUUCUCAAGGACCAUGGUGUCAAUAAGAUUUUCAAAUUAGAGAAACAGAAGUUAGAUGUGGAAUGCGAUAAACGUAUUUAUCUGUUAAGGCCAAGUAUGGUCCUAACCCGAUACGUAGCAGAUCACAUCAACAGUGACAAACAAAACCAUGUAACAAGAGAAUAUAAAAUUGUAUUUGCACCAAGAAAGAUGUACGUGUGUGAAAUGGUUUUAGAGCAAGAAGGGGUCUAUGGAGAUGCAACACUAGAUGAACUUGCCUUUGACAUCAUCCCACUAGAYCAAGAUAUAUUAUCAUUGGAGUUACCAGAAUUCUUCAAAGAUUUCUUUUUGGAUGGUGAUCAGAGCUGGGUGUAUUCAAUAGCAAAAUCGCUAAUGAUAUUGCAAUCAAUGUAUGGCACUAUACCAGAAAUAUAUGGAUUGGGUCRCAGUGCAAAGAUGGUAAUGGAGAUUCUUGAGGAUCUAAUUAAAGAAGAGGGUGAAUACAAACCAGUAGAUGGACCAGAAAUUGGCAGUCUUAUUAUUAUUGAUAGAGAUGUAGACCUAAUAACUCCUUUAUGUUCACAAGUCACCUAUGAAGGGUUACUAGAUGACACCUUCGGCACAAAAAGUGGUUUUAUAGAGUUCGGUCCCGAUGUCACUGGAAAAGACCAGACUGCCAAGCUUUUAUUAAACUCAAAUGAUGCGGUCUUUAGUGAUAUUAGAGAUCGUCACUUCUCAAAUGUAUUUGGAUAUCUCAGUCAAAAAGCUAAAGUAUUACAAAGUGGCUAUGAUAAAAGACAUGAAUUGUCUUCUGUGACAGACAUGAAGAAUUUUGUAUCAGUAGAACUGAAAGAUCUAAGACAACAGCACAAGUCUCUUGCACUGCAUAUUGGUGCUUGUGAGGUGGUCCUGAAGAAGAAAGCAAAUGAAGACUUUGAGAGACUUCUUCAAACGGAACAUAAUAUCCUUGAGCUGGCAGAUAAUAAAGAUUCACUUGUCUAUAUUGAGGAGUGUAUGAUGAGACAGUUCUCCAGUACCAAUGCACUUAGGCUGCUGUGUCUAUUGUCUUUAACACACGGAGGAUUGGACCCUAAAUUGCACAAGACUUUGAAACAACAAUACCUACUCAGUUAUGGAUACGAACAUUUGAAUACGUUUGUCAAUCUCAAAAAACUUGGAUUAUUCACAGAGACAGAUAGAAAAAAUAUUUUCAAAGUUACGAGCAAACGAUUAAACUUGGUUCCUCGUUCUGCAGAAGAAAUAAACUUGAAAAACCCAUCCCACAUGUCUUAUGUAUUCGGUGGAGCUUAUACCCCUAUCAGUUGCAAGCUAGUCGAACAGAUUCAGCACGGAGCAGGGAUAUCGUCGAUCGAGGACUUGGCAAGGUUAAUGGGUGUCGAGGUAUCRRCGAUGAGGCGUCCUSCAUCGGUUAGACAUCCAUCUGCCGGUAGCCCGCCAAAGAAGAGGCCUACACUAGUCAUGUUUAUGGGAGGUUGUACAUAUUCAGAGAUCACUGCGCUACGGUUCCUGGGAAAACUAAAAGGCUGCAGUUACGUAAUUGGAACCACAUCAAUCACUACCUCUAGACGGACUUUAACCUCGAUAAUCGAGCAUACUACUGAAAGCUAAGUCAAAGAAACGCCGUUCAUUUUUGUCUUUUCAAAGGUUGACCAUCUAUUACUUGAAAAAAGAUUUUCUUCAGAGAAAUGAACAAAAUUUUCAAAAUACGUCCACCAUAUUGAAAACCUCUCGCCACAGGUAGCCCACUUAAUCAAAAUAUCGAAAGCCGCGUGUAGUGCGCGAGGGAUGCGUACGAGUGUACGCACACAUUACUUCAACACCCGAACAUUAAUUAACUAUUCGGUAUUCAUAAGCCAUUAUCAGACAAACUAGAAACUAGAACUAAACCACUCUGAUUGAAAGUACAUUUCCAAGAAUGCCUAUAAAUGUUUUAUAAAUGGCGAUCAAAUUGAGACUAGCAAUAUAAAACCGCAACGGCUCUGUCUUGUUAUCCGUCAGACUGUCGCUAAAAUUCCUAUCUUUUUAUCUUAAAAACCCAUCUUAAAAACCGAUUAAUGUUUUAGCCAAAUACUUGGCUUCCUUUUUCCAUUCGUUAUCUAGAUUAAAUUUGUUAAACGAGGAGGCUGUUUAUGCCACAUUCAUUAUUCAUGUCUGAUUCAUGCUCUUUAUGUCAUUUAUGCUUUUUAUUUUUAUUUUUCAUUUCAUAUUGACCAAAAACGUAUCUUAUUUUCACAUGGUAUUGAUAAAGUCUCAUUCACAAGAGACAAGACAAUAUUUGAUAUGUACUUUAUUUCUAGUUAUUUCUUUUUCGAUUGAUUUCCUUUGGGGGUGGGGGUGGGGAAAGUAGUCAAUCUCCUUUGCGACCAAAAUCAUUUGCCACUGGGAACCGUAUUUUUCUCAUGAUGUUUUAGGCCAGUUACGAAUCGCAAAGCCGUUUCAGGAACAUGAGGGAAAAUGAUAACAUAGAUAACAAAAUUGAGAAAAGUUUUGAUCGAAAAAAAAUCAAAAGUUUUCUGAAAUUCAGCUCAUAUGAUAUUUUUGUCAAUCUAACAGAAUAAAAGAGUCAACAAUCACGUUUUCCAAGCGCACCUGCUAUCUUACUUUUGGCGGGUGAAGAGGGAGGAUCCGGGGGGGUCAGGAACCUCUUUUCUUCGUUUAUUUUCAUGUCAAUUUACAAUGUGCAUCCCUCCUGGACAACAUUCAGGAUCCGCCCUUGUUUUUCUCAGUUUAUGAAAUAAUUCUCAUAUGAAUGGAUAUUUCUGGUAAUGACAAAGGAAGGAAAAGCAUCGCCCACACAUAAAAGUUAUUAUUUGACGAUGUAAAGAGCUUUGAUGGUAGUCAGGAAGUACCCAGUUGGUCUUAGAAUCAGAAAAUGAAGUUGUUAAACCGCUCAGACGCAUAACAAUCAGUAGAAGAAUUAUUUUUUUAAAUGAAAUUCUUGGUGAAGUAGAAAAUUAGCCACCCAACGAAGUGAAACGUGCGAUAGUUCACCAUGAGGCGCCGUCCACACUAUGCCGGAUAAAUUUGAAUCCGCAACUUUCACACCGAAACCGAAAAAAAAAUUUCCGUCCACACAUGAAAACGGAUGAAAUGUUUCGCGUCCACACUAGUCCGAUCA